Messenger RNA from Didymodactylos carnosus, 507 nucleotides. The record is from the annotation of a GenBank genome assembly. Lineage: Eukaryota; Metazoa; Rotifera; Eurotatoria; Philodinida; Philodinidae.
AUGCGGAAUUCAAUUAUGUAUUAUGAUAAUGAUAUGAGUGUUGACAAAAUAAAAAAACUUAAACAACUAUAUCUUGCUUUACAAGGUUCUGUUCAUCGUGGUCAAGCAUUGAUUGUUCUCGAUGGCUUAGACGCAAUACCUGUUUCAGAACAUCGUUGUCGAAUUACUAAUUUGGUAGAAAAUUUUGUUGAUACUCAUAUUCAAACACCAUCACAUACAUCUGUUCUAGAUAGAGAUGGGCAUCGGGACCAAAAACAUUUUCUGGUCCCGGUAAAAGAUUUGAUUGGCGUUCCAUCACCUUCACGUGGUCAAUUUGCUCAUUAUACAAUCAAACCAAUGAAUAUGGCUAAUAUGAAAAAUUUUGUUUAUCAUUGGUUUCAAGCAUUUCAUUUCAAAACAGUUCAUUUACUGAGUUUAGAAGUAACGGCAGAUGAAAUUCAACAGAAAUCUCAAGGUCGAGCGAAUCGAUUAAAACUAGAAUUAGCCGAUCCAAAUAAUAUUGGGUAA